GCACUGAUUACUGGGAGUUGUAGUCUCUACCAGUCUGUACCAGCAGGCAUGGCGGCCUUCAUUGCAUGGGGCUGUGGAGCAGCAGCCGGCCUGGCUUGGAGUACUGGAGCCGCCAGGACGCUAUUCCUUGCUCCGGCCUCUGUCGCCUGCCGGGCCCACGCGGGGCCGGGCCGGCAGCAGAGCACUGGACCUUCCGAACCUGGCGCGUUCAGGCCGCCCCCUAAACCGGUUAUCGUGGACAAGCGCCGGCCCCCGCGCCAGGAAACCAGGUUCUUGAGUCCUGAAUUCAUUCCUCCAAGGGGAAGAACAAAUCCUCUGAAAUUUCAAAUAGAGAGAAAAGAUAUGUUAGAAAGGAGAAAAAUACUCCACAUUCCAGAGUUCUAUGUUGGAAGUAUUCUUCGUGUUACUGUGGCUGACCCGUAUGCCAGUGGAAAAACCAGCCAAUUUCUGGGGAUUUGCAUCCAGAGAUCAGGAACAGGACUUGGAGCUACUUUUAUCCUAAGAAAUACUAUCGAAGGACAAGGUGUUGAGAUUUGCUUUGAACUUUAUAAUCCUAGAAUCCAAGAGAUCCAAGUGGUCAAAUUAGAGAAACGGCUGGAUGACAGCCUGCUAUACUUACGAGAUGCCCUUCCUGAAUACAGCACUUUUGAUGUGAAUAUGAAGCCAAUAGUACAAGAACCUACCCAGGAAGUUCCUGUUAAUCAGCUGAAAGUAAAAAUGAAGCCUAAGCCCUGGUCCAAACGCUGGGAACGUCCAAAAUUUAAUAUUAAAGGAAUCAGAUUUGAUCUUCAUUUAACUGAAGAGCAAAUGAAAGAAGCUCAGAAAUGGAGUCAACCGUGGCUUGAGUUUGAUAUGAUGAGAGAAUAUGAUACUUCAAAACUGGAAGCUGCAAUCUGGGAUGAGAUUGAAGCAUCAAAAAAGUCCUGAUCUGAGAAUGAAGUUAGCUACUUGCAGAAGAUAUACGGACUCACAGAAGAUUUUUUUAGAGUCCAGUUUAAUUUCAUGUAUAAGGACAUAGUCAUUAAAUCAACUAAGCAUUCAUUAUUUUAUGAAUACUAUUUAAAAAAAUAAAAUUAGUACAUCAGUUUAUUACUUUAAAAAGAUAAAUGCAUGCCAAGUGGUCCGGUGUCCAUUCUCUUACUGGAGGCAAAGCUACAAUAUAGUCAAACUAUUACCAGAAUGCUCUUCAUUAAGCCUGGAAUCUGAACAAAGAAGUGCGUAGGAUGAUUUUUACAUCUGUGACAUACAUUAUGAAUACAGAAAAAUAUAAGGUUUAAAGAAUAAUAGUAAAGUGAGCGGUCAUGUAUCCACCAUCAAAUUAAGAAGUAAAACUUUUAGUAAUACCUAGGAAGGUUAAGAAGGAGACAGGAUCUAAGGAGAUGCCUGUGUGUCCCGAAUUGGAUCCCUCCCCUCUCCCAGUUGUAGGCACUGUCCUCACUUUGUGUUAGUCAUCCCCUUGCAUUUCUGUUAGUUUAUUAUGUACUUAUGUAUUCUUAAACAAUAUAUUUAGUUUUGAAAAAUCUGUUGGCAGGUAUAAUAAUUGUCAUUACAUGAAGGCUUCAGGGAGAACAUAAAGCCUUUGGGUCAUCGUCUGUCUUCAAUUUCCAUGGAAUUUACAAAAAUCAUUUUUGAGAAAGUUCCUGGCUAAGGUCAUGAGUGAGUUCUACUAAAUACAAGGCUCGCCACAGGGCAUUUGGCAGGACUAGAGCGUAGACUGAGUAACUGACAUCUGGCCCAAAUGUUGGAGGGAGUAGACAAGUGUGUAUUUUCUAGUUCUCAGCUCAUGAUGAAUCAAGCUCCAGCUUGUAGGAGUGGAUCAAAACUACUUCUGUAGGGUGAUACAAGUGUCUUGUUGCAAAUGGAAUGGAAAGCUAGCAUGAAAUCAAUCCUACAUGGAUAGUUAGGGCCAGGCUCUCCUGGGCAGGUUGUUCCACAGGUAAAAGUAUGGUGGUAGGAGGGAUGGGUCUGGAUGAGGGAGACCCUCAACCUGUCUUGAAUCGCUGCUCAGAUCUACGCGCUCGUGCCCAGUCAUUUUGGGUUUUGCAUUCAGUGGUCUCCUGUGCUGAUCUGUUGUCUGGCUUCUUUGUUUUUCAUUUUAUUGGCUACUAACUCAUUUUGGUGGAGCACAACCUUUGGUAGCUUCUGGAGGAAGUAUAUGUGGAGGUACAUUUUUGGAAACCGUGCAUAUCUAUCAUUUGAUACUGGAUAAAAUCUAGAUGGGAUGUAAUUUUCCUUCAGAAUUUUGAAGGUAUUGCUCCAAUGUCUCGUUCCCAGUUGUGCUGAGAAAUCUCACACCAUUUUGAUUUCUGCUCCUUGUAUGUGACUUGAAAGCUUGUAGAAUGUCUUUGUCCUUGGGGUAAUGAAAUUUCAGUAAUAUGUCUCAGUGUGGGUCUGUUUUAAUUCAUUAUAUUGGACAUUUGAUGAACACUUUCAAUAUGAUAACUCAAAUCUUUCAGUUCUGGGAAACUUCUAGUGUUCUGUCUUUCUGGAACUGUUGUUUUCAUGUUGGAUUGCCAGGACUAGAUGUCUGUUUUUCUAAUCCCACCCCUGCCCCAUCUCUGUUUUUUUAGCUCUUUAAUUCAGUCUUGCAACUCUGCUAUCAUAUUUUUAAAUCUCAAGAUCUCUUUGAUUUCUGAAAGCUCCUUUUCUUACAUAGUAUUCUGUUCUUAUUUUAUAUUCUUGUCUAUGGAUUUGUUCUGUUACCACUGAGGAUAUGCAUGAUAGUGUUGGUGUUUUUUCUUGUGAAAUUGCUUUUCUAUUCACUAGCAUCUAUUUCCUCCAAUUAUUUUUCUUUCUGUGGGUAUUUAUUUCUUUUUCUAUGUUUUAGGCUAUGCUAAGACAUUUGGCAAUACUUGAUUGUCUUCUUAUGGUUGACUAGUAGACUAAAUUGAUUCGAAGUUGGACUUGUGGGAAAGGGUUCUCUUUAGGAUAAUCUGGGUGGACUUUUUUGGGAAGUCCUCUCCAUGUGAAUGUUUUGGUUUGGUCAGACUCUCCAGAAUAGAGUUUUCCAAUCUUCCUCGAGGUUAAGACUCUCUGCCAAUGUUUUGGGAGCCAUACUGGGGAAGAAGUUUGGGAUUUCUGACACUGUACAUGUAUAUGGACAUCCUGUCCACCUCCACUCCCCUUUUGGCUUAGUACCCAGUGCCUGCAGUAAACCUCUGGACUUCAGCUUGUGUGUGGGUGGGCCAGACAGGCCUCCAAAUCAUCAGAUUAUUUUAGCUAUUGUCCUUCACCCCAGUUGCCGAGGUACUGGAUCUGCCAAUGGGACAAUUCUGAGGAGUGAACUGGGUUGAUUUUCACCUUUCUCCACUGCCGGCUUGAUUUGCCUUUCUUUAGUCUGCUAAUCCAUCCAUAUGCUUUUUCACCUUUCAGAAUUUUGUUCUGGUUGUUUCUUGUUCUGUUCUCUCCUGUGGUUUUAUAUGUCAUCCAUAUGCUUUCCAACUUUCUGACUGCUUGUACAUUGUCCUAUUUUUUCUCCUUCCUAUGGAUUUGUCUUUGUCCCUGUGAUAUAUUUUAAUGGUCAUUUGAAUAGUUCAUCUGACAGAUUAAUUUAUAGCCACUUUUCCACUAACAGUGUUCUCCAAAAGAAAUUUUUCAGACACUAACUCUUGAGGUUCUCAAUAUUCAGGGCUUCCCUGAUCCUUUUCACUACGAAAUGUUACACAUCCAUCUAACUACUUUCAAAAAACAAUGGACAUGCCAUCAUUCACUUAUUUAGAUUACUUGCUGAGAUAGCCUUUCAAAAUAAAAUUUUAACACGAGCCUAUAUUCUAUAUUUUUCUUUUCUUUUAAUUUGUUGGAAGAUAACCAAUGCCUGUUCUCGUUUUACAUUGAUAAACGCACUUCAGUCUUCUUGGUAAAAGGGCAGAUGGAUGAUACCUAUCAAGAUCUAAAGCUGUGUAAAUGUACGAUCAGCUCAUAAGUACAUGUACUCAUACCAGUAAUGUUUCACUCUAAGAUUAUCUUUAAAAUUCUUGUGAAUUUUCCCCCAGAAACAAAGCAAAUCUUAAUACAUUAAAUAUGGGUAGUUUAAAAAAUUUUUAUUGUGGUAAGACAUACAUAACACAAGAUUUGUCAUUUUAGCCAUUUUAAAAUGUACAAUUUCAGUGGAAUUAAUUACAUUCACAAUGUACAGCCAUCACCACUAUCUCCAAAACGUUUUCAUCACCCCAAAUAGAAACUCGAAACAUUAAGUAAUAACUCCUUAUUCCUCUCUCCCCUCAGCUCCGGGUAAGCUUUAAUCUCUAUGAAUUUACUUAUUCUAGACACUUAUAAGUGGAAUCAUAAUAAUUGUACUUUCGUGUCUGGCUUAUUUAAUAUAUUUUCAAGAUUCAUCCAUGUUGUAGCAUGUAUCAAUUUCAUUUUAUGGUUAAAUAUUAUAUACCAUAUUUUGUUUAUCUGUCUAUUGAUGAAUACAGGUUAUUUCUACCUUUUGAUUAUUUGAAUAAUGCUGCAGUGAACAUUGACAUACAAGUAUCUAUUUGGAUUGCUGUUUUUGUAUUCAUUUUAAAUAUACUCCAGGCAUAUACCUUGGAGUGGAAUUGUCGGGUCAUUUCAUAUUUUUAAAUUUCCCUUAUCAUUUCUUUGACCCAUGGUUGUUCAAGACUUGUUGAAUUGCCACGUAUUUAUGAAUUUUCCACUUUUCUUACUGAUCUGUACCUUCAUUCCAUUGUUGUCAGAGAAGAUACUUAGUAUGAUUUUAAUCUUUUAAAAUUUAUUGAAAAUUGUUUUGUGGCCUAACAAAGGGUUUAUCCUGGAGAAUGUUCCAUGUGCAUUUGAGAAAAAUGUGUAUUGUGUUGUUACUGGGUGGAGUAUUUUAUAUAUGUCUGUUAGGUCUAGUUGGUUUAUAGUGUUGUUCAAGUCUAUUUACUUACUGAUCUUCUGUCUAAAUGUUUUUUUCCAAUGGAAUAUUGAAGUUUCUAACAACUAUUGUAGAACUAUCUAGUUCUCCCUUUAAUUCUGCCAGUUUUGCUUUAUGUAUUGUUGGGCCCUAUUGUUUGGUGCAUACAUUACUAUAAUUAUUUUAUGUUCUUGAUAAAUUGACUCUUUCAUCAAUAUAUAAUACGCUUUUUUGUUUCUUCUUCUUUGUAACAAUUUUUGGCUUACAGUCUAUUUUGUCUGAUGCUAGCAUAGCUAGGCUGCUCUCUUUUGGUUACUAUUUACAUGGAAUGUCUUUUUUCAUCCUUGCAGUUUCAAUACAUUUGUGUCUUUGGAGCUAAAGUGAGUCUUGUAGACAGCAUAUAGCUGGAUCUGGACUCUGUGUGUGUGUGUGUGUGUGUGUGUGUGUGUGUGUGUGUGUGUAUCCAGUUAGCAACUCUUGGCUGUUUGGAGAGUUUAAUCCAUUUAUAUUUAAAGUAAUUAGUGUAAUGAAGGACUU
Rhinolophus ferrumequinum (greater horseshoe bat) is the source of this 5377-nucleotide messenger RNA. It is a transcript of the gene MRPL19, whose product is annotated as mitochondrial ribosomal protein L19. Gene Ontology annotation, biological process: translation. NCBI's taxonomy places the organism in Eukaryota, Metazoa, Chordata, Mammalia, Chiroptera, Rhinolophidae. The record is from RefSeq and is a predicted model, not a curated record. The transcript is spliced from 6 exons. Gene Ontology annotation, molecular function: structural constituent of ribosome. The coding region runs from base 49 to 927 and encodes 292 amino acids. Gene Ontology annotation, cellular component: ribosome; mitochondrial large ribosomal subunit.